Molecule: messenger RNA, 2199 nt
Organism: Zymoseptoria tritici IPO323
Lineage: Eukaryota; Fungi; Ascomycota; Dothideomycetes; Mycosphaerellales; Mycosphaerellaceae
Product: peptidase M3A and M3B, thimet/oligopeptidase F
Exons: 5
Biological process (GO): peptide metabolic process; proteolysis
Molecular function (GO): metalloendopeptidase activity
Source: RefSeq, a predicted model, not a curated record
CCGUCCGGCAUUCAGCGACCUCCACAGCUCCCGAUUGUGUGGAAUGACACUGUCGCAUCAAUCAACCAAACGUACGAGACCUACAUCAAGCUUUUCAACACCACCGUUCAAAAUAUUUUGGACACUGUCGGAUCACCAGCCGAGGCAACGUUCAAUAAUACCAUCCUGCCAUAUCUCCGCGCUCAGAAUCUGGCCUAUACUGCUAUAAGCCCUCUCAGCAUCUACGAGUUUAGCAGCAAGCCAUCCGAGGUCAACGACGAAGUCAACAGUGGAGAGACCAUCUACGAUAAUGCCAGCGAUGAUCUGUUUACCAACGAGGCUUUCUUUGCAUUGGUGGACCACCUUUACCAGGCCACGGGCAACGCAACCGAUGGGUCACUGAGCGUCGAGGAGCAGAUCUCCAUCCUUUUAUGCUCAGGCCUCAACAUUCCAGCGGGCGCCCAGCGCGACCAGUUCCAGGCUGCCAACAGACGCCUCGAUGAGAUCUACAACCAGUUCAAGGCCAUCCUCGGCAAUGGUACAUCAACAUUUUUGUACUUUACAGCUGACGAGCUUGAGGGCGUGGACCCCGAGACUAUCUCUCAGCUGAAGAACGGCACCGGGGAGAACGCUGGGAAGUUGCAAGUCUCUGUCCUGGACAACGGUGCAGACAUCGUGACCUACGCCGUGAAUGAGACGACCAGGUACACGGAACUUUUCGAAUAUCGACGCCAAUAUCAAGAGAACAUUGCCCUUAUCCAGGAGGCCAUUCAAUUGCGAGUGCAGGUUGCACAGCUGGCCGGAUACGAGUCUUGGGAUGAUUAUGCGAUUGACGGAAACAUGGCCAAGACAAAGCAAGCAGUGGAAGAUUUCCUGGCCGACGUCACCACCCACGUCCAAGUCAAGGCCGAUGCAGAACUGAAGGAUCUCAACGAUGUGAAAAAGCAGAACGGGACGAUCGUGACUCCGAUCGGCGACGAGGACAUUCUCUACACUUGGGACUUCAAUUACUACGCCAAUAUUCGAGACGCGGAAAAGUUCGGAGAUCUGGGAGCUAACACGUUCCAAUACUGGUUCCCUGCCAACGUGACCGUCCCUGCUACCCUCGAGUUUUACGGCGAGAUCUAUGGUACUCGCUACGACCGUAUUCAAGGACAAGACGCCGAUGCGCUGUCUCCUACAGGGAAUGGCACUGAUUUGGUUUGGCACCCUGACGUCUGGCUCUACGCUGUGUACGACAGCCAAGCUUACAUCGACGCACAUCCCGAGGUCACCGAUCACUUCCGAGGCUACCUUUACCUUGACCUGUUCAAGCGCCCGGUCACAAAAGCUGGCGGCGGCUCCUUCAUGGCGCCCAUAUCACCCGGAUUCGUCAAGGAGGAUGGUUGCCUUCAAUACCCAACUGCGGGAGCCUUCUUGUACAACGACAAGUCGGACGACGAAAGCAAAAUCCCCUCUUUCAUCACCGAAUCCACGGCUCUCUUCCAUGAACUCGGACAUUGCCACCACCAACUCUUGUCGAGGACUACCUACGCUCGAACACACGGUCCCGGCGGAGUGCCAAUCGAUUUUAUUGAGUUUCCAUCGCAGUUCAUGGAGAUGAACUAUGGGAACAUCUAUGAGGUCUACGAGCGCAUUAGCACCCAUUGGUCCUCGUUCUCGGCGGAGGCCGCUGCCGCUUGGCGGAAGGACUCAGGUGCCGACGCCAGCGCCCCACUUCCGCCGGUGACCUACCCCCAGGAUCUAUUUGAACGAAUCAAGGAGUCCCAAAAGGCCUACGUGGGAGGCGACACAAUCUCGCAAGUUUUCCUAGCCACCUACGACCAGACUUUGCACGGAUACACCAGUCUCGAGGCCGCCAACACGACGGACGUGUCUGUAACCUGGAACACACUCAUCCGCAACAUCACCGAAACACCCGAUCCAUCUGACAUUCUCAAGAGGUUCGACUGGGGAUGGGGCGAGACGACAUUCCAGCACAUCGUCUGGCCGAUCUACACUGGCGCCUACUACGGAUACCAGUGGGCUUUGGUCUACGCCGAGGAUGUCUUCUACACCGCAUUCGCCUCGGACCCGUUCAGCAGCGAGACCGGCUGGAGGUACCGCACGGAGAUCCUUCAACCGGGUGGCGCGAGAGAUCCCAAUGACUCGCUUGAAGCCUUCUUGGGCCGGGCGCCCAAUAAAGACGGCUUCUACAAAUACAUUGGCGUUCCUGCUUGA